AUGUGGGAAAUGAGACGUCACACAGGUGAGAAACCAUUUACCUGUUCUGAGUGUGGGAAAUGUUUUACAGAUAAAUCAGGUCUUGUUAUACAUGAGAGAAUUCACACUGGUGAGAAGCCAUUUCCAUGCCGUGAGUGUGGGAAAAGUUUUACACAUAAAUUAGCUCUUGUUAACCAUCAGAGAACUCAUAUAGGUGAGAAACCAUUUCCAUGUUCUGAGUGUGGGAAAUGUUUUACACAGAAAUCAGCUCUUGUUAUACAUAGGAGACGUCACACAGGUGAGAAACCAUUUACCUGCUCUGAGUGUGGAAGAUGUUAUACACAUAAAUCAGGUUUUCUUAUACAUGAGAGAAUUCACACAGGUGAAAAGCCAUUUCCAUGCCAUGAUUGUGGGAAAUGUUUUACACACAAAUCAGCUCUUGUUAGACAUGAGAGAUGCCAUACAGAUGAAAAGCCAUUUCCAUGCUCUGACUGUGGGAAAUGUUUCUCAUGCAAAGCAGCUCUUGUUAUACAUGAGAAAAGUCACACAGGUGAGAAGCCAUUUCCGUGUUCUGAACAUCACACAGGUGAGAAACCGUUUACAUGCUCUGAGUGUGGGAAAUGUUUUUCACGCAAAUCAACUCUUGUUAUGCAUGAGAGAAUACACACAGAUCUUGUUAUACAUGAGAUAAUGCAUGGAGGUAAGAAACAAUUUCCAUGCUCUGAGUGUGGGAAAUAUUUUAUACACAAAUCAGAUCUUAUUAGACAUGAGAGAAGUCACACAGGUGAAAAACCUUUUACAUGUUCGGAGUGUGGGAAAUGUUUCUCACGCAGAUCAGCUGUUGUUAGACAUCAGAGAAGUCACACAGGUGAGAGGCCAUUUACAUGCUGUGAGUGUGGGAAAUGUUUUAUAAAGAAAUCAGAUCUUGUUACACAUCAGAGAAGUCACACAGGUGAGAGACCAUUCACAUGUGAGUGUGGGAAAUGUUUUAUGUGGAAAUCAUCUCUUCUUAGACAUCAGAGAAGUCACACAGGAGAGAACCAGCUAUUGAAAGACAAGUCACAGUUGAAUUGACUUGAUUAAACAAUGUUGCAUUAAUAAUUGUAUAAUAAAUCUGUAAUAAGAAUGUGUAUUUAGUUCCUUCCAAUAGAAUUCAAAGCACUUUGCAUUAUUGUAUAUGGUGAGGCAGCAAUUUUGUGUAUGUGCAGUUUUUAUUCUGAGAAAGCAUUCACAACAAUCCCUGCUCCAUUGGAGCUUACAUUCUACCUUACAUAUGAGACGACAGGUUUCAAUUGUGCCAAAAACCACUUAAUCUAUCAGUCUGUGAACUUGUGGGAGGUGACCUGUGGCAGUAUGGAGAGAACAUGCAAAGUCCACAGAAAUAGGCCUUGGGAACCAUAGCUGAGAAUCCAGUGCAGUGUAGAAGCAAUUCUAAACACUAUGCCGCGUAAACCUAAUUAAUCAAAAUGAUUAAAUGUAAAGAGUGUACUCAGUGCACGGGGGAGAGAAUGCCUCUCCUAACAUAAAACCUGUUCCCAGUGGUGCCUUCAGGGGGAUAGAAGCUCAGCCACCCCUCCAUUAUCCAUUACUAGCAACUACAAAACAAGCCGAGCUUCCAUGCAACAUACAAAGCAGGAAGAAAAAGAAGACUCCUUUUGGGUGCACUCUUAAGGAUCAAAGAUGGAAUUUAUUAAAACAUAACUUUUAUUUGGUUAUUUAAUAUAUUGGUGUAUUCAACAAAGACUAACAACAUUUAUGUAACAAGAGUAUCAGUCAAUAUUAAUAAAUAUUCAUG
Messenger RNA from Pseudophryne corroboree (corroboree frog), 1774 nucleotides. RefSeq names its product gastrula zinc finger protein XlCGF8.2DB-like. Gene Ontology annotation, biological process: regulation of transcription by RNA polymerase II. Bases 1 to 1053 code for a protein of 350 amino acids. Gene Ontology annotation, cellular component: nucleus. The transcript is spliced from 4 exons. The record is from RefSeq and is a predicted model, not a curated record. Gene Ontology annotation, molecular function: RNA polymerase II cis-regulatory region sequence-specific DNA binding; DNA-binding transcription factor activity, RNA polymerase II-specific. NCBI's taxonomy places the organism in Eukaryota, Metazoa, Chordata, Amphibia, Anura, Myobatrachidae.